AAUAGCUACCAUUGUGGCAGUGCUGAUAGGAAGUUGGUGGCAAGAUAGGAAACGUCAGAACAAUGUGAAGAACCCUAAAACAAUGCAAUCAAGUACCGACAUCGAAGAGACAUCGAUUGAUCCACCGUUAGAUCAAAAUAAGACGGUUACAAAAGAAGAGGAGGAUCUCCCGCCCCAGUUAAAGAUGAAAGGUGAAAAAAAGACAUCGAUUGAUAUAAGUAUAGGUCAAAAUGAGAAGAUUACGGAGAAAGACGAAAACCACCCUCUCCACUUAACGAAGAAGGACGAAGAAAAGACAUCGAUUAAUCCACCUGGGAGUGAAAAUGAGAAAAUUACAAAGAAAAAUGAAGAUUACCCAUUCCACUUAACGCAGAAGGACGAAGAAAAGGCAUCGAUUGAUCUACCUGUGAGUCAAGUUGAGAAACCUACAAAGGAAGACAAAAAUCACUCACUCAAUUUGACGAAGGAAGGCAGAGAAAAGACAUCCAUUGAUCCACCCUUGAGUCAAAACGAGAAACCUACGAUGGAUGAGGAACAUUACACACUCCGCUUAGCUGAUAGCUUGUUACAGAAAUCAGAAAUUAUAUCAACCGGGUCUCCCGCAGUUUAUAAGCUUCCAACCGAAUUGAUAAUGAGCCAAGAGAAGGGUAAGAUUACUAAGAAGAGCGUCGGCAGCCCCAUUGAUCUUGGUGGUCGAGGAACUGAAAAAGUGCUCAUGGUCGUUGGUGCAACAGGAGCUGGAAAAACAACGCUUAUCAACGGCAUGAUCAACUAUAUCCUGGGUGUAAAAUGGGAAGACAAUUUCCGUUACAAACUCGUCGUAGAAGAUAGCAAGGCCUCACAAGCUCACAGUCAGACAAAGGACAUCACUGCCUACACGUUUCACCCGAUGAAAGGCUCCACUGUUCCUUACAGGUUCACUAUAAUUGAUACACCAGGCUUUGGAGACAGAGAGGGUGUAAAGAGAGACAAAGAAAUCACCAACCAGAUAAAAGAGUUUUUUUCAAUUCCUCCUCCAAAUGGCAUUGAUCACCUUGAUGGCAUUGGUUUUGUCACUCAAGCUUCCCUGGCCGGCCUGACCCCCACACAAGAGUAUAUCUUCGAUUCUGUCCUGUCCAUUUUUGGAAAAUAUGUGGCGAAAAACAUCUUUAUGCUGGUUACGUUUGCAGAUGGUCAAAAGCCCCCAGUUAUGGAAGCCAUAAAAAAUGCCAAAAUCCCAGCUCAGAAGUUUUAUAAGUUCAACAACUCAGCCCUUUUCGCAAAUAAUGUUAAGAAGAACCUAAAAACCGUACAUGGAGACGAAGAAGAUGAAGAUGACGAGUUUGACUCAAUGUUUUGGAAGAUCGGGAUUAGUUCCUUCAAAAAAUUCUUCUCUAGUUUUGAAAAGUCGCAAAGUGUCAGCCUCCAACACACUCAAGAGGUACUAAGGGAACCCGAACAGGUACAAAACAUGAUUGAAGGGCUGAACCCACAGAUCAAAAUGGGUCUCGGCAAAAUCGAAGAAAUGCGACAGGAAGAGAACAUCUUGAGACAGCGUGAAGCGGAGAUCGAGCAGAACAAAGAAUUUACGUACGAAGUUAACAUUACCAAGCCAAAAAGGAUUGACCUCAGUGGGACUGGAAGACAUACUACCACAUGUCUUCGCUGCAACUAUACGUGUCACGAAAAUUGUGCAUAUGCAGAUGACAACGACAAACGUAAAUGUUGUGCCAUAGACAGACGUGGUUACUGCACAGUGUGCACACAGCAUUGCGUCUGGAAGGAACACAAGAAUCUUCCUUACAAUUAUGAGUACGAAACCUCACUGAGACCAGAACCUCCGAAGAUCUCAAAAAGAAGUACGAAGCAGCUAAGUCAGGGAAGACCAAAGUGGAAGGUAUGAUUGGAAAUCUAGAGAAGUUUCUUUUGAAUGUGCAUACUAACGUCCUCACAAUGAUAAUCAAAGUCCAGCAAAGCCUGCAACGCCUGGAUGAAAUUGCCCUCAAACCCAACCCACUGACUCAAAUCGAGUACCUGGAGCUACUCACUGAGACCGAAAAGAAUGAAGCCAAAAAAGGAUGGAAACAGCGCGUUGAGCUGAAUGCUAUCCAAAGUAAAAGAUGUUAAAGCGGCAGAAAAACAGAUCAAAGAUAAAGAAUCCAGUGGCGACAAAUGGUAUUCUCGAUUCAUGUUCUGGAAAUAGUAACUUGUCCUCUAUGAACCCAUUUGAACGAAAAUUUCAUAAAGUAAUGACUUGAAGCUUGAUAAAUCAUUUACAACUAAUUAACAACUAUUCACCAAA
Molecule: messenger RNA, 2281 nt
Organism: Stylophora pistillata
Lineage: Eukaryota; Metazoa; Cnidaria; Anthozoa; Scleractinia; Pocilloporidae
Source: RefSeq, a predicted model, not a curated record